GCGUGGCAGCGGCGGCUGCGCUCCCCCUCGGCAGCUGUUUUCGGCACCAUGCAAGGCCUCGGGCCAGGCUUGACUGCCAGGCGUCUCCUCCCGCUGCGGUUUCCCCCGCGGCCGCCCGGGCCCCGGCUGGCUAGCGGGCAGGCGACUGGCGCCCUGGAGCGGGCCAUGGACGAGCUGCUGCGCCGCGCGGUGCCGCCGACACCGGCCUACGAGCUGCGCGAGAAAACACCGGCGCCCGCCGAGGGUCAGUGCGCGGACUUCGUGAGCUUCUACGGCGGGCUGGCCGAGACAGCCGAGCGGGCCGAGCUGCUGGGCCGCCUGGCGCGGGGCUUCGGCGUGGACCACGGCCAGGUGGCGGAGCAGAGCGCCGGCGUGCUCCAGCUGCGCCAGCAGCAGCGGGAGGCGGCGGUGCUGCUGCAGGCCGAGGACCGGCUGCGCUACGCGCUGGUGCCGCGCUACCGCGGCCUCUUCCACCACAUCAGCAAGCUGGACGGCGGCGUGCGCUUCCUGGUGCGGCUGCGGGCCGACCUGCUCGAGGCUCAGGCCCUUAAGCUGGUGGAGGGGCCGGACGUCCGGGAAAUGAAUGGCGUGCUGAAAGGAAUGCUCUCAGAAUGGUUUUCUUCCGGGUUCCUGAACCUAGAACGGGUUACCUGGCAUUCACCGUGUGAAGUGCUUCAGAAAAUCAGUGAGGCUGAGGCUGUGCAUCCUGUAAAAAACUGGAUGGACAUGAAGCGCCGCGUUGGGCCAUACAGAAGAUGUUACUUCUUUUCUCACUGUUCGACCCCUGGGGAGCCCCUGGUCGUUUUGCACGUGGCACUGACCGGUGACAUCUCCAGCAACAUCCAGGCAAUUGUGAAGGAAAGUCCUCCAUCAGAAACGGAAGAGAAGAACAGAAUUGCUGCUGCGAUCUUUUAUUCCAUCAGUUUGACCCAGCAGGGACUCCAAGGGGUGGAGCUGGGAACAUUCCUCAUAAAGCGAGUCGUCAAGGAGUUGCAGCGAGAGUUUCCUCACCUUGGCGUGUUUUCGAGUCUGUCACCUAUACCUGGAUUCACCAAAUGGCUUCUGGGGCUUCUGAACUCGCAAGUGAAGGAUCACGGGAGGAAUGAACUCUUCACAGAUUCGGAAUGUAAGGAAAUCUCGGAGAUCACAGGUGGCCCCACUAACGAGACCCUGAAGCUCCUCCUCAGCAGCAGCGAGUGGGUGCAGUCGGAGACCCUGGUGCGGGCGCUGCAGACUCCGCUCAUGAGGCUGUGCGCCUGGUACCUGUAUGGAGAGAAGCACCGCGGCUACGCGCUGAACCCCGUGGCCAACUUCCACCUGCAGAACGGGGCGGUGCUGUGGCGCAUCAACUGGAUGGCGGAUGUGAGCCUCAAAGGCAUCACCGGCUCCUGCGGCCUCAUGGCCAACUACCGCUACUUCCUGGAGGAGACGGGCCCCAACAGCACCUCCUACCUCAGCUCCAAGAACAUCAAAGCCUCUGAGCAGGUGCUCAGCCUAGUGGCCCAGUUUCAGAAGAACAGCAAGCUCUGACAAUAAACCUCUCCUAAAGCAUGGGGCCCCAGCUAAGAAAAUGAUCGUUUUCAGGAGGGGCCGGGAGUUUUGUAUCUGAAGGAGUUUUCCAAGCAAA
Messenger RNA from Piliocolobus tephrosceles (Ugandan red Colobus), 1627 nucleotides. RefSeq names its product malonyl-CoA decarboxylase (gene MLYCD). The transcript is spliced from 5 exons. Gene Ontology annotation, molecular function: malonyl-CoA decarboxylase activity. Gene Ontology annotation, cellular component: peroxisomal matrix; mitochondrial matrix. The coding region runs from base 49 to 1530 and encodes 493 amino acids. Lineage: Eukaryota; Metazoa; Chordata; Mammalia; Primates; Cercopithecidae. The record is from RefSeq and is a predicted model, not a curated record. Gene Ontology annotation, biological process: fatty acid biosynthetic process; acetyl-CoA biosynthetic process; malonyl-CoA catabolic process.